Chelmon rostratus (copperband butterflyfish) is the source of this 2303-nucleotide messenger RNA. RefSeq names its product opsin 4xb (gene opn4xb). Gene Ontology annotation, cellular component: membrane. The record is from RefSeq and is a predicted model, not a curated record. NCBI's taxonomy places the organism in Eukaryota, Metazoa, Chordata, Actinopteri, Chaetodontiformes, Chaetodontidae. Gene Ontology annotation, biological process: G protein-coupled receptor signaling pathway; visual perception. Gene Ontology annotation, molecular function: G protein-coupled receptor activity. The transcript is spliced from 9 exons. The coding region runs from base 1 to 1674 and encodes 557 amino acids.
AUGUGGUCCACUGAGAGCAUGGAGCCAGAGAAAGCACACACCCAGAGCAGCUUCUUCAGCAAGGUGGAUGUGCCCGACCAUGCUCACUACAUCGUGGCCCUAUUCGUCUUCGUCAUCGGGGCGCUGGGCAUCACUGGCAACGCGCUGGUUAUGUUCGCCUUCUACAGUAACAAGAAGCUUCGUAACCUGCCCAACUACUUCAUCAUGAACCUGGCGGUCAGCGACUUCCUCAUGGCUUUCACACAGUCCCCCAUCUUCUUCAUCAACUGUCUCUACAAGGAAUGGGUGUUUGGAGAGAUGGGCUGUAAGAUGUAUGCGUUCUGCGGCGCCUUGUUCGGCAUCGCCUCCAUGAUAAACCUGCUGGCCAUCUCCAUCGACCGCUACCUGGUUAUCACCAAGCCCCUGCAGGCCAUGCACUGGAGCUCCAAGCGAAGGACCACCUUGGCCAUCCUCAUGGUCUGGCUUUACUCUUUGGCUUGGAGUCUGGCUCCUCUGGUUGGCUGGAGCUCCUAUAUCCCAGAGGGCCUGAUGACAUCGUGUACGUGGGAUUAUGUCACAUACACACUGGCCAAUAGGAGCUACACGAUGAUGCUGUGCUGCUUUGUUUUCUUCAUUCCACUCGCGAUCAUCUUUUACUGCUAUCUCUUUAUGUUUCUGGCUAUACGGAAGACCAGCAGGGAAGUGGAACGUCUGGGGACUCAGGUGAGGAAGUCCACCCUGAUCCAGCAGAAGUCCAUCAGGAGCGAGUGGAAGUUGGCAAAGAUCGCCUUUGUUGUCAUUGUGGUUUAUGUCCUCUCCUGGUCACCGUACGCCUGCGUCACACUGAUUUCCUGGGCCGGGCAUGCCAACAUCCUGUCGCCGUACUCCAAGGCUGUCCCUGCAAUCAUAGCAAAAGCCUCCACCAUCUACAAUCCCUUCAUCUACGCCAUCAUACACAACAAAUACAGGAUGACUCUGUCGGAGAAAUUCCCCUGCCUGAGGUUUCUGUCUCCCGCUCCUCGAAAGGAGUGCAUCUCCUCCUCCAUCAGCGAGUCUUCUUUCAGGGACUCCAUCAUUAGCAGACAGUCCACAGCGUCAAGGACGCACUUUAUUACAGCUUCCUCCACCUCCACCGACAGGGCAUUAAGGGAUGUAGAGAUGGAGCCUUUGGGCAGGAAGUCAGGCGAUUCCUUCAGAAGCAUGUCGUCGUACAAUCAGUCUUACAGAGGAAGGUCCUAUAAGAAACAACUCGAGGGGAAGACCACCAAGACCCGUCCAGCAGAGAAGCAUCCAUCCGCCAUGAAUGAAUCAUCGAGCACCUGUGAGCAUGAACUGGUUUCCAGCUCUCUCACCAUCGCCACUCUUCCCCUGCUAGUUCUUACCAGGAGGCGCAGCCAGAGUCUGACCAAUGACAUUUCAGAUGCAAGGCGUGAGAGAGACGGCGUCAGUGACAGGCUGAGCAGCCACAGGAGCGACUCCUUCAGUUCCCUGAAUUUUGGAAAAACCCCACCCGCUGAUCCCAGGUCGCCUCAGGCUGUUCCGCGCAUUAUCGUCAUCAGUCCCACGUCUGAGAGCAGCCUCAUCAACCACGACAGUGUGUGCUUAGAGGAGAGCGUUGAGGCGAUGGAGAACAAUGUUUUUGUCAGCCUGAACUUCUCAUCAGAAGUCUUUGAGGCAGUGGAGCUGCUCUCUUGACCAGCAGGACUUUGCUGGACAAUAAUUACCCAUGCACUCCAUCCUCUCUACAGGCCCAGACUGUUUUGGAUAUGGACAAACGAUUCGCCCGCUGAAAUUAAUAAUUUACCAUCAGUUUCUGAGCUUAAUGACUUAAUAUUGGUUUAAUUCUCAGUUCAGCUAUUGAAACUAAUGUCCAUGAUUCUCUGCUGCACACUGAACGGAGGACAUUUGCGUCUGAUAUUCAACCACUUUAGUUAGGGGCAGUGCUCUUCUGCCUUUUAGUUAAAAGUAGACAAUCUGUGUAAAAAUGCUGCAUGAUUGACCGCAAAUCAAGAAAAAUCUAUCAAUCGUAAAGGGAAACGGGUGAAAAAUGACCAAAAGAAGCAUGAUCUUUGUACAAUCUGAGUCCUAAUAUCACAAAGAAACUGCUGUAACAACUCCAAGGAAGGAAAACAAAGCAGUAACUUUAGCUUGAGAGGAUGUUGUUUAAGUGUAUAAAGUAUAUAUAGUCAAUUCUUGUCUUGUGGUAGGAGCUCCUUUAGGCUGUGUGGACCUCUCCAGCUUCUCAUAGGCAGGGAGACAACGGUGUAAUGAAAAAAGAGGUGAAAGUGUCUCAUAAAACAAUGAACAUUUUCUUUGUGGGGAUU